AUGGCGAGCAACGGGAACGACAUCCAACAACCGCGUCCGCGGAAGGCAGUUAAUCCGCAGGUCGAGCGAGCAUACAAGCAAGAGUUGAAUGCGCCCUCACUCACCAUACCCGAGCGAACACCAGCAGGGACGCCAGCACCGCCCGACGAUGCACCGCCUUCAGUUAUAGCUACGAGCGCGGCUCGAAGAGAGCUGCGCAAGAAGACGAAGGGCAGGAUGUUUCCUACAGUCGAGUACCAGCAUCGAGUCUCCUACUUCGACCCGCGCAGCGACUAUUCGAAUUUUCGAGGCUUCUUCGUGCUGUUCUGGAUUGGCCUAGGAAUAAUGGCGACCACUUCUAUACUGCGGAAUCUGAAAGAGGCGGGAACGAUCUUGAGCUUCCGGCAGUGGCCAUUGUUUAUCGAGAACAUAUGGGAGUUGGCAAUCAGCGAUUUGCUCAUGGCAGCGAGCACGGGGGUUGACCUACCGUUGAACAAGCUGUACAAGAAUAGCAAGGGCUGGCUGAGAUGGGAGAAGGGAGGAAUGUUUGUGCAAUGCUUUGUGCAGGCGAUAUGGCUGUAUGUGUGGAUCGCAUGGCCGUUUGCAAGGGACUGGACUUGGACAGCGCAGGUCUUCUUCACUCUACAUACGCUGGCACUGUUCAUGAAGAUGCACAGUUAUGGCUUCUAUUGCGGCCACCUCGCCACAACACUCCAGCGGCUCAAGCAGCUUGACCUUCCCAUCAACCCCAAAACGCCAACCACAGCUGCGGUCCGCUACCCACGGACCUUUCCGUUCCCAGAGACAACACCCACAGACGGCACAGCCGACGAACACCAUCGCGAGGACAACUCCGACGACGACGAAAACAUCUCCCCUAUUAUUCAACUCCGCAACGACCUUGCCAAAGAGCUCACCUCCCCACUCGGCAACACCACCUACCCCCACAACCUCACCGUCUCCAACUUCCUCGACUACCUCCUCUGUCCAACCCUCUGCUACGAACUCGAAUACCCGCGCAACCCCAGCCGCAACUACCUCGAGCUCUUCUACAAAACCCUCGCCGUCUUCGGCUGUAUCUUCCUCAUGACAAUCACGUCAGAAGAAUUCAUCAUCCCGGUGCUGGACGAAUCACACCUACGCCUGCAAACCGCGCCUACUCUCAUCGACGCCGCGCUCAUCUUCGCCGAAACAGUCAGCUCGCUGCUCUUCCCGUUCAUGGUCACCUUCCUGCUCGUAUUCCUGGUGAUCUUCGAGUACGUCCUGGGAGCAUUUGCAGAGAUAACGCGCUUCGCCGACCGCCAAUUCUACUCCGACUGGUGGAACUCUCUCGACUGGCUGGAGUUCAGCCGCGAAUGGAAUAUUCCCGUGCACAACUUCUUCCGACGGCACGUCUACUCUGCUUCUAGAGGGGUCAAACUCAGCAGACCCGUAGCGACAGGCAUCACAUUCUUCAUCUCGGCCGUGGCGCACGAGCUGGUGAUGGGAUGUAUCACGCGGAAAUUCCGGGGUUACGGGUUCAUCUUGAUGAUGCUGCAGAUGCCGUUUGUGAUGGUGCAGCGGCUGCCGUGGGUGAGGAGGCGGACUUUGUUGAACAACGUGUUAUUCUGGAUCUGCAUGAUCAUGGGGUUGAGUUUGCUUUGUGCGUUGUAUGUGCUUGUGUAG
Messenger RNA from Saxophila tyrrhenica, 1644 nucleotides. RefSeq names its product Sterol O-acyltransferase 2 (Sterol-ester synthase 2). NCBI's taxonomy places the organism in Eukaryota, Fungi, Ascomycota, Dothideomycetes, Mycosphaerellales, Extremaceae. Gene Ontology annotation, biological process: ergosterol metabolic process. Bases 1 to 1644 code for a protein of 547 amino acids. Gene Ontology annotation, cellular component: endoplasmic reticulum membrane. The transcript has a single exon. Gene Ontology annotation, molecular function: ergosterol O-acyltransferase activity. The record is from RefSeq and is a predicted model, not a curated record.